Messenger RNA from Haliotis rubra (blacklip abalone), 2502 nucleotides. Its product is annotated as glucosidase 2 subunit beta-like. Gene Ontology annotation, biological process: N-glycan processing. The transcript is spliced from 16 exons. Gene Ontology annotation, cellular component: glucosidase II complex. Bases 39 to 1688 code for a protein of 549 amino acids. The record is from RefSeq and is a predicted model, not a curated record. Lineage: Eukaryota; Metazoa; Mollusca; Gastropoda; Lepetellida; Haliotidae. Gene Ontology annotation, molecular function: calcium ion binding.
UCGGCCAAUGAGAGAACGACAUUUACCCUGUUGAUAAAAUGUCGGCGAUGUUGCUGAGCGUGCUGUCUGUCGUUGUCACAAUUUUGGUUGUGGAAGGCGGCAUCGGAAGACCGAGGGGUGUCCCGCUUUCACGAGCAGUACUCUACCAGCCUGGGGAAGGAAACACCUUUAAAUGUCUGAAUACUGUCCAAGAAUUCCCCUUUGAAUAUGUCAAUGAUGACUAUUGUGAUUGUGAUGAUGGGACUGAUGAACCAGGCACAGCAGCAUGCCCCAACAUGAAGUUCUUCUGCCAAAACAAAGGUCAUGUAGCAGAAGAUAUUCUGUCUUCUCGUGUCAACGAUGGCUAUUGUGAUUGUUGUGAUGGGUCUGAUGAGUACCAACAAGAGAAGAUUCAGUGUACUAACACCUGCGAUGAACUGGGUCGCAAGCGUCGUGAAGAUCUGGUUCGUGAGAAAGAGCUGCGAGAAACUGGAUUCAACAUAAGAAAACAAUAUGUAGAAGAGGGCUUACAGAAUCUCCAAACCAACAAGGCUCUUGCUGAAGAGCUUGAGAAGUCAAAGGAACAAAUGAUAGGUGAAAGGGAGGAUUUUGAAGUUAAGAAGACGGAAGCUGAAUCUCCUGAGAAGGAAGCCAAGGAGAAGCAUGAGAAGGCCUGGGAAGCUGUGAAGGCUGAACGGCAGGCAGCUGGAGACAAACUGAAGGCAGCACAGGCAUUCCAACAACUGGAUCACAACAGAGACACAUUUAUAACAGUAGAUGAGAUGUUAUCCCAGUCUUGCUUUGACAAAAACAAGGAUGGAUCUGUGACCGUUGAGGAGAUCAAGGAGUACCUAGAGGACCAAGAGCGGAGCACAGAGGAUGAGUUCUUGGAGAAGAUCUGGCCCAAUAUUAAGGAGAUCUAUAAAGCACCAGUGGAGGAGAGUGAAACCAAGGGAGAUGAAGAUAUGUCUCCACCAUCAGCUACUCAUACUGUAAACCCCCCCAGUAUUAACCCUGACCGAAAGCAGGUGCCCCCUCCCCUAGAGGACGUAACAGAGGGAGGGUCACCUGAUGACUUUGAGGAUGAUGAUGAUGAUGAUGGAAGUGAAGAUGAUGAUGAAGAAGAUGAUUAUAAUAUUCCUGCAGUGGAAGACAAGAAGGCUGAGGAGGAAGAGGAGGAGAAGAUGCCAGACUAUGAUGAGGAGACAAAAAGACUCAUUGAAGUGGCUGAUGAAGCACGUCGUUUGUAUGAUGAAGCUGACAAAAAAGUCAAAGAUGUGGAGUCACAAAUAAGCAAUGCCAAAAAAUAUUUAGAGAAGGACUUUGGACCAGAAAAUGAGUAUGCUUUCCUGUACAACAAGUGUUUCGAGUACACAGAGAGGGAAUACACCUAUAAGUUAUGUCCCUUUGACAAAGCCUCACAGAGACCAAAGUCAGGAGGAUCGGAAACUAACCUUGGGCUCUGGGGUCAUUGGGAUGGGACAUCCGAUGAUGGGUAUUCAGCACAAAAAUAUGAAAAGGGCCAGAACUGUUGGAAUGGCCCUGACAGAUCCGUAAAGAUACUGCUGCAGUGUGGGAUGGAGAACCAGCUACUGUCUGCAUCAGAACCCAGCCGCUGUGAAUAUCAGUUUGAGUUCGCCACACCUGCACGGUGCACACAACCAACGCCAGAAGAAUACCAAAUGAAUUAUGAUCAUGAUGAACUAUGAGAUCCUAAUCUAUACUUUUAAAAAUAUCCACCAUUUUGUCUGUAACAAAUGAUCAGUAUCUCAUGUAAUUAAUUGAAUAUUAAAUGUGUUUCGGUGUCAUUGAAUUUUGUACCAUAAAUUUGACCUGAACUAUCCAGUUAUGAUAAAUAUCUUGGAUCCAUUCACCUCCACGCAUUUGUUUCUCUUGGCUGAAAAGAAGGCUCUCUUGCUCAUUAACUCGAAAUCAACAAACUCUCAAUGCCAUUCUUCUGCAAAGAUCAAGUUUACAUUUCUCAAAUAAUAUAUCAAUAUAUUGAAUGAAACGAGAAGAUUUUUUCCUGUGCUUUGAUAUAGGAAAAAGGGGCGGUAGGGUAGCCUAGUGGUUAAAGCGUUCACUAGUCACACCGAAGACCCGGGUUCGAUUCCCCACAUGGGUACAAUGUGUGAAGCCCAUUUCUGGUGUCCUCCCUUUGUAAUAUUGCAAAUAUUACUAACAGCGGCGUAAAACCAAACUCACCCACUCACUGAUAUAGGAUAGUUGUUAUUCCAGAUUACUGGAUGUCUCACAACAACAAUUGGAUGUGUCUGUGGUAUUGUGCUGUUCAUGCUAAGUUCAAAGCAUCGUUAUGGUAUGAAAUGGGUCCAGGUGGUUUAUCAAAAUAGUUUGGGGAUGUGAUACACUGACCUUCUAAUCAAUCAGGUAUGACUUGUCAGUGGUAGAGGAUGUCAGUCUUGCAGAUUAAGUACUAAAUGUACAUGUUCAUCAAGCAGAUUGUGAGUGUGCUCAAUGUGUAAGAUAUUGUGCGUGGAAAUAAAAUUUAUACAAAAUCCCAAA